Leptidea sinapis is the source of this 4528-nucleotide messenger RNA. It is a transcript of the gene Myo10A, whose product is annotated as unconventional myosin-XV. NCBI's taxonomy places the organism in Eukaryota, Metazoa, Arthropoda, Insecta, Lepidoptera, Pieridae. Gene Ontology annotation, cellular component: cytoskeleton. The coding region runs from base 1 to 2085 and encodes 694 amino acids. The transcript is spliced from 11 exons. The record is from RefSeq and is a predicted model, not a curated record.
AUGCAGCGGCCGCGCCUCGACACCGCCAUGCGCGACAGCUGGCGCACCUUGCAGCGCGACUACCAGCACCUGCGCCGCGCCGCCAGCCCCGACUCCCUCUCCGACCUCGACCUCCAGCUGUCCCCCUCCCCGCCCGACUCGGACAGGUGUCCGCACACCUGCUCCUCGUCCUCCUCCAGCGGCCACAUGGAGACCAUCCACGAGGAGACGACCGAACCUAAAGUGUCUGUGAAAGAGAUUCUCGCGCGCUUCGAGAACCUGACGGACAACAUCGACUGCACACAGAUACAACCCAAGCCGACCACCAAUGGCGUCAGCAAGGAGCGACCGCCCGAGAGGGACUCGCGGCCGGCCGACAGAGAGCCGCGCGAGCUCAAGGAGGUUAGGGAGGUGCGCGACAGUCGCGAAGAGGAGUACGAGAGGCGCGCCAGCCCGCCUCGCGAGAGCAGCCGGGAGCAGCCGCACGACGGCAGACACCCGCUGCUGCAGUUCGCGGUCGACCACUUCCGGCAGAGUCCCGAACUGGAAGUGCUGAAGGCGGACUCGUCGCUGAAGAGCAAAGCGAAGCGCAACGAGUGGACGUGGAAGGCGCAGACGGACGUGGUGAAGUGGCAGGCGGGCCCGCUGCGCGCGCCUCUGCUGCGCCUGCCCGCCGCGCUGCACGCGCCCGCGCUCGAGUGCUUCACGUGCGUGCGCGCCUACUGCGGGGACCUGCCGCCCGCCGAGCGCGCCGCGCACGCCGACCUCACCGAGGUCAAGUGUGUCUACACCGUGCUCAUGCAUUGUCACUCCGUAUUGGAACUGCGUGAUGAAGUUUAUUGUCAGCUGAUGAAGCAGACCACCUCCAACCGCUCUUCCACACCGGACUCUUGCCAGCGAGCCUGGAGACUCAUGUCUAUACUGGCGGCCUACUUCACUUGCUCAGACACACUCAGACCGUUCCUGGUGGAGUACCUGUCAGCAGCGGCGGCAGACCGCCGGCGACCGUGCCAGGGGACGGCAGCCGUCUGUCUCGCCAAUUUCCGCAAGACCAUCCGCUGCGGAGGACGGAAGAACGUGCCCAGUAUCGAGGAGGUGACGGCGGUGUCCGCGGGACGCUCUGCGCGGCGUCAGCUGUACCGGCUGCCGGGCGGCGCCGAGCGCGUCGUGAACACGCGCUGUGCCACCGUCGUGCAGGACAUCGUCGACGAGCUCUGCGACCUGAUCGGCGUUCGCAGCUCUGCGGAGCGCGCGGAGUUCUCCCUGUACUGCAUCGUGGCGGGCGACGCGCUUACCAUGCCGCUGGCGGCCGACGAGUACGUGCUGGAUGUGAGCACGGAACUGCAGCGCGCGCACCACCCCUUCUACCUCAUCUUCUGUCGCUCCGUGUGGCACCACCCGCUGCGCCCCGACGCCGCGCCGCUCUACACCGAGGUGCUCUUCAACCAGGUGGCUCCAGACUAUCUGGAAGGUCUCCUGCUGGUGCUCCCAGGAGGUGGAGCGCCCGCAGCCCCAGUGCUACGAGACGCGGCGACCGUAGCGGCGCUACUGCACCGCGCCGCUGGUCUGCCCGAACCGCCCCACCCUCGUGACUUAAAGUUCUUGCUUCCAAAACCGCUGCUGGCACUGCGUGAACCCAGACCAAACAAAUGGGCGUCGUGGGUCGCAGCCGAGUGGCCUAAUGCCAGAACGUUGUCUCCACAAGCUGCCAAGUCCAAGGUUCUACAGGUGCUGUCCCGGUGGCCGCUGUUCGGGUCGUCGUUCUUCGCGGUGCGGCGCGUGUCGGAGGCGGGAGCGGGCGCGGGCGCGGGCGCGGGUGAGUGGCGCGAGUACGUGCUGGCUCUCAACCGGCGGGGCGUGCAUCUGCUGCACCCGCACACGCACGAGACGGACACGCACUGGCCGCACGCAGACCUCAUAUCCACCAGGAAGGUGCGUUCUGAAGAUGGAACCCUGUUCCUGGACGUGAAGUGCGGGUCCCUGCUGCAGCAGCGCGUCAGCCGGCUGCAGGCGGAGCAGGCGCACGAGAUCGCUCGCCUCAUCCGACAGUACAUCGCGCUGCAGAGGGAGCGGCGCCACGACGCGCCCGAGUUCAACAGUCAGUAGGCGAGAGUUGAACCACAGAGCGAGUCACCGUCACUCGUCCAACAGAUCUGAACGACUCGUACAGAGUCAAUCUGACGGCUAUUUAUAUUUUGUUGUAUCCUCAUAUUAUGUAUUCCAUAUUCAUUUUAGUCAUACUUUAAGAUAAUUUAUAUGUAUUGUACUGUUAUAGUGUAACCAAAAAUAUAUAAUUGUAUAUAAUACGUACAUUCCACUAGUAAUCUAUUAUCUAUUUUGUUUUGAGUAAAUCAUGUCACAACAACAUUUUCAAUAGUUUAAAAGUCGAUUAUAGAUAGAUAUAGAUAGGUGAGUUGAUGGAUACACGAAUGAAGUUUAAUUAAAACAAAGUUCACAAGUCCGGUAGAUUCAUUUCUACGAAUAAUGUAAACCAACUUACUUCUUAAUCGAAAUUUUUUUACACACUUUUUAUUAGCUUCACCUGUAUGUAUGUUUUAUUUGUAACCGACUCAUUUGGGCGCGAUUAUGACCCACUAAAAUUGCCAGAUUUCGAUCAAAUUUAGUAGAUUUAUUGAGGACCGAUGACGAUACAUUAAUUUGGUAAAAUUAUUCUAUUUUUCAAUUUGCAUAAUAUUUUUCUUAUAAAUUGAUAUAAUUUUUUUUCAUCUAUCGUCAAUAAAGCAGGAUUUUAUGUUAAUUUUAAAUUUCAAAGCGUGUUCUUUAGUUUUUUCAAACUAUUUGUAUUUUUCACUUAAUACGAUAAAUCGCUUGAGUCUUAAUGAUCGUACAUAUAGCUUGAAUUUACCUAAAAUAUUUUUGUUUCGAUCACAUCAAGUGUUUCGUUUUGAAGUUACGAUAAUCAUUCAAAUAUUUCAUAGGGCUUGAAAUGCCCGCGUGACGUCAUAACAUCGCCGCUAUGAUACUGUAGUGACGUUCCAUUAAGGUCGCCGACCACUACGAUUUAAAAACGUGUAUUUGUAAACCAAUGUAACUCAAUAUUUGAUGUUGUUCUUCAUUAUGACCUUUUUUUGGAAUAUUAGUAUCGAGUAAACAAACAAUUGUUUUUAAUUUCUUUUUUAUUUUAUAUUUCAUCUUUUAAAACAACCACAAACGGUUAAUGUAAAUUAUUUGUUAAGUGGAGCGUCACGAGCUACGUAAUAACUUUGCAACUAACAUAACUUAAGGAGGAGAGGGGGCGUCAACUGUUGUACUUUAUAUGAGUUAAGUAGAACGUAAGAAGUACAGUGCGCAAUAUCUUACUAUCUACAUAAAUAAAACCAUCCAGUACAUACUGGACGGUUUUCUGAAUUAAUUUAUGAAUUAACCACUGGACGCGUUACGAGGGCCAUUUUGAGUCUAAUAGCCUCAGAAAGCAACAUGGCGUUUUCAGUAUGACGCGAAAUCUCGAAGUAAACCCCAAAAAUGAAGAAAUACGCUGUUUUUUUUUGUAAAAAUAAAAGCGAAUAGUCAAAAAAAUGUGUCUUUACUUGUAAAUACAAUUUCAAUAGUAGCUAUUUUUACGUAAAAUAAAUAAAUGAAAUUGUAUUAUGUAACCAAAAUAUAAUACGUCAUUUUGAAAAGUACUCAGCAUCAUUAAUGCUGCGUGAGUGAUUUGAUUGGAUUAUAAUAUCUAUCAUUCAUUCAUUCAUUCAUAUGUCACUGUUAAUAUACUUGUCAAUUAAUGACAGUGAGCUUGAAACACUGCUGUGUUUAUUUGACAAUUCUCCUCCCUUAACUGGAGAAUGGUCAAUCAUGAUUCCAUACAUUCUUCUUGGUUUUUGUGUCCAGUGCUUGAUUCAUCCCAGGUUCUAAUGUUGAGUGUUUCUAUAAUAUAUACAAUUUUGUUUGACCAAAUAAGAUUUUUUUAACAUUCUCUCAACACAUUCUCUUAAUACACACGAGUUAAAUUAAUACAUAGUUCAGAAUAUUAUAGAUAAAUAUCUUCUCUUACUCAAAGUCCGUCUAUCAAUUUGAAUUAUGUUCUUUUCGAACACCUUACUUUUUAAAUUUUUCUACAAUAUAUUUUCUUACCAAUUUUUUAUUAUUUAAAUUUUUAUUUAUCUAUCUAUCUAUCUAUAUAAAAGAGAAUGUAUAUUUGUAUAUUCCCUAAUAACUCCUAAACUAUUCCACCGAUCUCAAUGAAAUCUUUUGUAAUAGAUUCGUUGAAGCUCAAGGAAGGUUUACAUAUAUAAUUUAUAUGGCAAAACAACGUUUACCAGGUCAGCUAGUGUUUAAUAAUAAUAUUAUGCCUUUAUAACAAUUUAAAAAUGUUUACAGUGUAUUGCGUACUGUGCUCAUAGUAUAUCAUAGUAAUGUCCGAAGUAUGUAUUUAGGAUAAAUAUUAACAAUGAAUUGAUGUUAUAAUUGACAUAUAAAUGAUAUAUAAUGACCGCUGAGUCAGAGUCACGUGUUAUCAUAAUAGAGCUGAUGUACAUUUAUAAAAUAUACACGAUAAUAUAUUGUAGAUAAUAAAGAAUAUGAUUUUAAA